Molecule: messenger RNA, 3585 nt
Organism: Perca fluviatilis (European perch)
Lineage: Eukaryota; Metazoa; Chordata; Actinopteri; Perciformes; Percidae
Exons: 4
Coding region: 1-3585 (1194 amino acids)
Biological process (GO): DNA integration
Molecular function (GO): zinc ion binding; nucleic acid binding
Source: RefSeq, a predicted model, not a curated record
AUGGCUGAUGCCCCGGUUUUCUCUCUGCCACCUCCGGACUGUUUUCUUCCCCUCCCUGGCGAACCUGUUGUCCCUUGGAAUCGGUGGAAAACGUCUUUUGAACCGUACCUUUUAGCCAUUGGAUUGGAUGGUGCUGCUAGCGCGAGGAAGCGCGCUAUCCUGCUGCACUUGCUGGGAGCGGAGGGGAACAGGAUUUUCAACACGCUUGACGGUACUCUGGACACUUACAAUGCUGUCAUUGAGGCUUUGACUGGACAUUUUGUGAAGUCACAGAACAUCCUUUUUCGGCGGCUGGAGUUCAGACAAAGAUGUCAGCGCCCUGGUGAGUCUGCUAGGCAGUUUGUAGCAGAUUUGAAAGCCUUAGCGCAGUGCUGUAAUUUCGGCGUCAUGAGGAAUGAACUUAUUCGGGACCAGCUCAUUGAAAAAACGUCUAAUCCCAGAGUUCAGGAGGAGUUGUUACUCAAAGAUGCAACACUGUCACUGGAUGACGCACUAACACUCGCCUUACAAGUGGAGGCGGCAACUCAAUGUGCUGCUAAAAUAGCAGAAAACAAGUCUCAUACUGCCGUUAUGGAACAGCCAGUGCAUCAGCUAUCGAGCUCAGACAACCUGGCCGACCCUGCUGCUAUACAGGUGGCGCGCCCCCAGCAAACACGCCAGCAGAGACGCUGUGGGAAUUGUAGCUCCACCCGUCAUGCCACAAGGGCCCAGGACUGCCCUGCUAGGGGCCAAACAUGCAGACGCUGUCAGAAACCUAACCACUUUGCAAAAUGGUGCCGGUCUGCUCCGACUGGCUACCCUGAACAGUCACAUGACCCGGUGGUGCCAGUGCGUACCAUAGGCCCUCACCCAGGGACCUUCUCCAGGUGCCCCGUAUACCUGGAUGGCUGCUGUGUCCCUCUUCUCCUCGACACUGGGGCCAAGGUAUCACUGCUGAAUGUUGACACCUGUAACCUACUCUUCCCAAACAGACAGCUGCAGCCCCUAUCCACUGCUCUCUGUGGCUACGGCCGCAGCAAAAUCGACGUUGUCGGUCAACUCUACCUCCCAGUUCGCUACACCUCUACAACCGUGGACCGCUUCCCAUUCCACAUUACGCGCCGCGGCGAGAACAUCAUGGGACUUGACCUCUUUCUCAGCCUUGGCUUCACCUUACAGGACAACAACGGAACACGAAUACUACAAGUGGAUUCCCCUUGGCAACAGAGCCGGCCUGACCUGUUCAAUGGCCUUGGGUGCCUCACCUCAUUCAUACACAAACCGCUCCUGGACCACAGCGUGCCUCCCGUGGUCCAGCCCCUUCGGCGUGUGCCCCUGGCUCUGCGGGACGGCGUUACACAGGAGCUCCAACGCCUCCAGGGUGAUGGCAUUAUAGAACCCAUUGACGCCUCUCCGUGGGUGUCCAACCUCGUCAUCGCUAGGAAGAAGUCAGGUGGACUGAGAGUCUGCGUUGACCUUCGCCAGGUCAACAAAGCAGUGGUGCCUGACAAGUACCCUCUCCCGACAACAGAAGAACUCACGACCCACUUCUAUGGCUCCCGGGUCUUUUCUAAGUUGGAUUUACGUCAGGGCUACCUACAAAUCCCUCUGCACCCGGAGAGUCGGAACCUGACGGCUUUUAUCACCCAUACUGGCCUCUGCCCUGGUACCGUGGCCUAUUUGGACGACAUUGUGGUACACGGGCCAGAUGUUGACACGCACAACGCCCGCCUGGAACGAGUUUUUGACUCCCUCAGCCGCCACCAUGUAACCUUGAACGCUGAGAAGUGUACGUUCUCUGCACCGGCCAUUGACUUUGUCGGGUUCCGGGUGUCCGCAGAUGGUAUCUCCCCUCUCCAGUCGAAUGUGGCAGCCAUCAGCGCAGUCCCCACCCCCACGACAGCCUCGCAGCUGGCUUCGUUCUUGGGGAUGACAGCCUACUACAUGCGUUUCCUGCCUCAGUACUCCUCUGUCACGGCCCCGCUGAGGAUGCUGCUCAGGCAGGAUGCUUCUUGGGUCUGGACUCCUGAAUGCCAGGCAGGUUUCGACGAACUGAAGCGUCUCCUCACCACGUCCCCAAUCCUGGCACACUUCCAGCUGGACUGCCCCACAUUCGUGACCCGCGAUGCAUCUGCUGUGGCUCUGGGCGCUGUUCUGUCACAGCUCCAUGACGGCUGCUCUGCUGUCUCUCCAGAGGAUGAGGAGGGGGUAGUGCACCUGGUCCACUCACCACUGAAGGACACAGUCUCCCUCCGUGAUCUGGAGUCCGCCUCAGCAGCCGAGCCCGUUUCUAGCAUGCUUCGCGACAACAUCAGACGUGGUUGGCCUGCCCGCGUCCCACCAGAACUGGAGCCAUACCAUCGAGUGAAGCAUGAACUGUCAUGCUGGGGUGAGGCCUGCAUUGCACGUGGCCUCCGUGCUGUCAUCCCAGUGGCUCUCAGAGGGUGUGUCUUGCAAAUGGCACAUCAGGGACACCUCGGCAUCGUCAAAGCCAAACAAAGGUGCCGUGACGUUGUGUGGUGGCCCGCCAUGGACCGUGAUCUGGAGGGACUCAUUCGCUCCUGUACAGCGUGCCUCACCAGUGGGAAAACUGGGCCGCCGCUUCCCUCCGCUACAGCCAGUAGACUGGCCAGGUUCCUCGUGGUGGUCUACGACUUGCACUCCAAGUGGCCUGAAGUGGCUCCCAUGGGUACGGUUACCUCUGCUGCUGUGGUCAACUUCCUCGACCAGCUGUUUUCCCGCUGGGGCUUGCCUCGUGCAGUUACUACGGACAAUGGUCCUCAGUUCCUGUCCUUGGAGUUCACCACCUUCCUCGCCAACAAAGGGGUUACCCACAUCCGGACCUCCGUCUAUCACCCCCAAGCCAACGGGGGGGUGGAACGAUUCAACCAAUCCCUGAAAAAUGGACUGCGUGCUCACAUGUCUGAGGGAUACUCCCUGAUGGCCGCACUGUCACAGACCCUCCUCCACUACAGGGCAACUGCCCACUCUACAACAGGGGUCUCCCCUGCCGCACUCAUGCUGAAAAGGGAGCUUGUGCUUCCCCUGUCAAGACUCCGUCCAUCAAUGGACGCGGACCCACAGCCAUGGCCAGCAGCAGUCACGUCUCGCGUCAGGAGACAACAGAGUUCCAUGAAGCGGAGGUUCGAUGAGAAGCACAAGGCUAAGUGGCCUGCUAUCAGAGUGUCAGACUGGGUCAGAGCCCGCCGGCCCCAAAGAGCUAACAAGCUGUCUUCGUUCUGGUCGGCUCCGUACCAGGUCAGUCGGCAGCUCGGCCCAGCUUCUUUUCAGCUGACCGAUGGUUCCCGUUGGCACGCCAGCUGCUUGCGCAGAGUGCCCUCCCCUCUUCACCAACCUCACCUGGCAGGGGUGGAGCAGAGCAACCCAGCAACUGGGCCGAUGGAGCAGGGCAACCCAGCAACUGGGCCGGACCCUCAUGUGCCGGACCCCAUUGCGGCACCUCUUGCCCGAGCGGAACCGACUGCUCAGUGCCCCGCUCUGGCUUCAGCCCCGCUGCCGGCCCCACUUGUUCCUGAGCCCCGCCCUGUCAGGGUCCGCACGCGCCCUGGGCACUUCGAGGACUUUGUUGCCACCUUUCACGUCUGA